CGGCCGAGUGAGUUGCAGUGAUUUGGUGCGUAGCUCGGCUUUCAACAAGGUCAGUUCCGCUGAAAGUCCGUAUAACGCCGCCGCCUUUGUGUCCUACGGAACAUGUUUCGGGAGAUAGAGCGUAAUCACGAGCUUUUAGAUUCCCGCUCCUUAGGACCUUCCGCUCUCCAGUCGAGUGUACCGAUUUGCACCACAGAAAAUGUUAUUGGUGGAAUCACAUGUCUCAGUGGAACAUUCGUACCUCGGCCGCUGCUUGGCCACUAAAUAGAUUUUCCUUCUGCCUUUUAACGACAGCCCGUAUUCUAUUUCUACUACCCUCAAUCAUCCUCCCAUAUUGCCAUGACACACGCUGAGCGCGCCGCUUUCCAGGCUGAGGUCGCCGAGGUCGAACGGUGGUUCAAGAGCCCGCGCUUCGCCAGAGUGAAGCGACCAUAUUCCGCUGCUGAAGUCGUCGCGAAGCGGGGUAGCAUCCCCAUUAAGUAUCCUUCCGAGAUACAAGGAAAGAAGCUCUUCGCCCUGCUCUCCGAGCACGCCAAGAAUGGUACACCAUCGCACACAUACGGAGCUCUAGACCCUGUGCAAGUUACUCAGAUGGCCAAGUACCUCGAGACAAUAUAUGUUUCUGGUUGGCAAUCCUCCAAUUACCCCUCAAAUACGGUUCCUAACAAGGUUGAGCAUCUUUUCAUGGCACAGCUCUUCCAUGACCGUAAACAACACGAGGCUCGCUCGAACAUGUCCGAGGCAGAGCUUGCUGCAACUCCAGCCAUUGACUAUCUUCGCCCCCUUGUUGCCGAUGCCGAUACUGGACAUGGUGGCCUCACUGCCAUUAUGAAGCUUACCAAGAUGUUCGUUGAAAAAGGUGCAGCCGGUAUCCAUAUCGAGGACCAAGCACCUGGGACGAAGAAGUGCGGACACAUGGCGGGCAAGGUUCUUGUGCCCAUAUCUGAGCACAUCAACCGCCUCGUUGCCAUUCGUCUUCAAUACGACAUUAUGGGCGUCGAGAAUUUAGUCAUUGCACGGACUGAUUCAGAAGCUGCUACCCUGAUUACCUCAAACAUUGAUGACCGCGACCACCCCUUCAUUUUCGGCUCCACAAACGCGGAUCUCCCUCCUCUUGUGAAUGUCAUGACCGACGCUGAGAAUGCUGGGAAGUCUGGUGAUGACCUGCAGGCAGUUGAGGAUGCUUGGACUGCAUCCGCAAACUUGCAGUUGUUCUCGGAGACCUUGGCUAAUGCCCUGACCGCACAAGGGUCAUCGAAGGCUACCGUUGAUCGAUUCAUCUCUCGUGUUGCGCACUCGUCAUACCCUCAAGCAGUAGUUAUCGCACAGAGAGAAUUUGGUCUCAAGUCUGUACCCUACUGGAACUGGGACACGCCCCGGACCCGGGAAGGGUUCUAUCGCUACCAAGGUGGCACCCAGUGCGCAAUUCAACGGUCUAUUGAGUACGCACCAUAUGCCGAUGCCUUGUGGAUGGAAACAAAGAAACCUAUCUUGUCUCAAGCCCGCGAGUUCGCACACGGUGUUCACGCCGCACGCCCAGGUCACUGGUUGUCGUACAACCUCAGCCCUUCAUUCAACUGGGAAGCCGCUGGCCUAAACAGCCAGGAUAUGAAAGCCUUUGUCUGGGAGCUAGGUAAACUCGGCUUCGUCUGGCAAUUUAUCACGCUCGGCGGUUUGCACUCCAAUGCAUACAUAAGCGAUCUCUUCGCUCGUUCAUAUGCGACGGAAGGUAUGAAAGCUUACGUGGAGAUUAUUCAGAGCAAAGAGCGCGAGAUUGACUGCGAUGUCUUGACGCAUCAAAAGUGGAGUGGUGCCGACUACGCCGACAAUCUCAUAAAGACUGUCACCGGUGGCGUAUCUUCCACAGCAGCGAUGGGCAAGGGUGUCACCGAAGACCAGUUCAAGGCCAAACUGUGA
Messenger RNA from Suillus paluster, 1917 nucleotides. RefSeq names its product isocitrate lyase icl. NCBI's taxonomy places the organism in Eukaryota, Fungi, Basidiomycota, Agaricomycetes, Boletales, Suillaceae. The record is from RefSeq and is a predicted model, not a curated record. Gene Ontology annotation, molecular function: isocitrate lyase activity. Bases 340 to 1917 code for a protein of 525 amino acids. The transcript has 6 exons. Gene Ontology annotation, biological process: carboxylic acid metabolic process.